Molecule: messenger RNA, 484 nt
Organism: Colias croceus (clouded yellow)
Lineage: Eukaryota; Metazoa; Arthropoda; Insecta; Lepidoptera; Pieridae
Gene: mRpL34
Product: 39S ribosomal protein L34, mitochondrial
Exons: 2
Coding region: 158-418 (86 amino acids)
Biological process (GO): translation
Cellular component (GO): ribosome; mitochondrial large ribosomal subunit
Molecular function (GO): structural constituent of ribosome
Source: RefSeq, a predicted model, not a curated record
ACGUAUGUCAAAGUCAAUGUCAAAAUCUCAGAGCAAUAUAUAAUCUACCAAUUCUCACUCAUAUUACCAAAAAAUCAAAUUAGUGCUAUACAUUUAUCUAUUUUCCGACCCAGCAAGGAAUAGAAAUAAGAAACAAAAAACUAUUUAGAAGAUAACAAUGUCUCGGUUAUUGGCGGCAGUAAUACAACCCUUGAAGUUGGGUCUACAAACUAUUGCUCCAGCAGCAAACACUACAUUGGUAAAACCGGACUCAUGUUUGUUAACUUCUAUAAGAACGAAAGUACGUUGCUAUUUCCCUAGGCCCAAUGAAGUAAGGCGAGUGCGGCGCCAUGGAUGGGAACAGAGAUUAUCGACUCCAACUGGUCGUAGAGUAAUUAUGCGAAGAAUCUUGAAAGGUCGAUUUGUAUUAACUCAUUAGUAGCCUAGUAACUAAAAUCUUAGAAGUAAUGUAUGUACUAUAGUUAAAUAAAAAGAAAUACAAUGA